CGCGAGGACAUAAUUCCGACCAGAGAAGGCUCAACGGCUGUAACGUUUCUUGUGAGCCGUUAGCGUCAGACAGCCGCAGACGUCAUGUCAGAUCCGAGCGGGGAGGCGAAGCUGGAGGUGAAGCAGGCGAGCAAAGAGGUGAAAGAGAGCGAAAACGUAGCGGAAAAAUACUCUGCCAUGACCGUGAGCAAGAAUAGUGAAAUGAACAUGGGAGAGCUGUCGUCCGCCUUCAGCGCUGUGCCCACUCACAAACCGGUUAAAAAGCAAAUACAGUUUGUGGAGGACAAGCAGGAGUUCAGCAGGUUCCCUACCAAGGCAGGCCGUCGCUCCCUGUCUCGCUCCAUCUCUCAGUCAUCCACAGACAGCUACAGCUCCGCUGCGUCCUAUACGGAUAGCUCUGACGACGAGACCUCACCACGGGACAAAACUCAGGUCAACUCCAAGGGCAGCAGUGACUUCUGUGUCAAGAACAUCAAACAGGCUGAAUUUGGCAGACGUGAGAUUGAGAUCGCAGAACAGGAUAUGUCGGCGCUGAUCUCACUCAGGAAGAGAGCGCAGAGUGAAAAACCAUUGGCAGGUGCCAAAAUUGUGGGCUGCACUCACAUAACUGCCCAGACUGCAGUGCUGAUCGAGACUCUGGUGGCUCUUGGGGCUCAGUGCCGCUGGACUGCAUGUAACAUAUACUCUACUCAGAAUGAAGUGGCUGCUGCUCUGUCAGAGACCGGUGUGUCUGUGUUUGCCUGGAAAGGGGAGUCUGAGGAUGAUUUCUGGUGGUGUAUCGACCGCUGUGUCAACAACGAGGGCUGGCAGCCUAACAUGAUCCUUGAUGAUGGAGGAGACUUGACACACUGGAUGUACAAGAAAUACCCCAACGUAUUCAAGAAGAUCAGGGGCAUUGUAGAGGAGAGUGUCACCGGGGUUCACAGGUUGUAUCAGCUGUCUAAAGCUGGAAAGCUGUGCGUACCGGCUAUGAAUGUAAAUGACUCCGUGACAAAGCAGAAGUUUGACAACCUGUACUGCUGCAGAGAGUCGAUCCUGGACGGUUUGAAGAGGACCACAGAUGUCAUGUUCGGAGGCAAACAGGUGGUCGUGUGUGGGUACGGUGAGGUUGGAAAAGGUUGCUGUGCCGCUCUGAAAGCUCUGGGAGCCGUCGUCUGUAUUACAGAGAUUGAUCCCAUCUGUGGGCUGCAGGCCUGCAUGGACGGAUUCAGGGUCGUCAAGCUGAAUGAGGUCAUUCGCCAGGUUGAUGUCAUCAUCACAUGCACUGGGAACAAGAAUGUGGUGACCAGAGACCAGCUGGACCGAAUGAAAAAUGGCGCUAUCGUCUGCAACAUGGGCCACUCCAAUACUGAGAUUGAUGUGGCAAGUCUCAGGACCCCAGAGCUGACCUGGGAGAGAGUGCGCUCUCAGGUGGAUCACAUCAUCUGGCCUGAUGGCAAGAGGGUCAUCCUUCUGGCUGAGGGACGUCUGCUUAACCUCAGCUGUUCCACUGUCCCUACCUUCGUCUUGUCCAUCACAGCCACCACUCAGGCCCUGGCCCUUAUAGAGUUGUACAACGCUCCUGAGGGACGAUACAAGCAGGAUGUUUACUUGCUUCCCAAGAAGAUGGAUGAAUAUGUGGCCAGUCUGCAUCUGGCCACUUUUGAUGCCCACCUGACAGAACUGUCUGACGAGCAGGCGAAAUACCUUGGCCUGAAUAAGAACGGCCCUUUUAAACCCAACUACUACAGGUAUUAGUCUGCGGGGGAACCACACCUCAGCACACCUAAAGGUGGACGAUACAGAAUAUUACCUGUCCCUGAGACAAAAGAAAGAUUUAUGUAUAUUGUAUUUUAUACUCUUCACAGGAUGCACAGCUUAUAUUUAGUUGUAUUUACUGGCCACAGCAAGUUUCUCCUCUCUUGCAGCUUCCUACAGAACUGCACAGGGCACCAAGCUGGCUAUGAAACGUCAGUGUAACCACAGCACUUGUAUCCGCUGUUUAGGGAGAUUUUUAGUUUCUGUUUCUAUGCCUGCUGGCUCCUUGGUUAUUUUAGAGUUCUGAUAGAUAUUGAAUAAUGUAUUAAUAUAUUGUGCCAAAUGACUGUGACAGAGAAAGGUUUAUAGUUGUUGUGAAAUGUUAAUGGUUAGUUGUGAAAUCAGAUAAAACCUGCACUAAGUGAUACUUUUGAUAUAAACGUUUGAUCAAAUUCACUUCACUUAAAAUUCCAACCCACCUAUAUCUGAAGCUCAGGUCUGACAUAAAGUCCUGGCUGGUGAAGAAAAAUGAGCUCCUAAUGUGUUUCUCAGGAGUAGGUGGACCAAAUCAGAGCUAAAAGGCCAGUGAAUACUGAACUUAAAUUUAUCAGGUGGCCUAAAAUGUGACGUGCUGUGUGUCAGCUGGAUGUUUUAAGUAGGCAAUUUGUUGCUUACAAAUGAGCCAUAACAACUACAAUCUGACUGUAAAUCAGGGCUGUGUUUCUGUCCAUUUUGUUUCCAUCCCAAGUGGUCAAACAUCAUUUAAAGUUUCCUUUCUGCUUCGAUGUGGCAGCAUUCACUUACUUCAUACAUUCCAUCCAAAAGAUACAGAAGAAAUAUUCUCUGUAGUAUCAUCCACAUUACUGAUAAACUUCAGCAGAUCUGGGCUAAAAGAGGAACUUUUUGACUAUAACAAACAUAAAGGGAGCUUUGCAUUUCUUUUCUUGGAACAAUACGUCCAUUUAUGAGGUUUUGGUGUCUGGUAAGAAUAGUAUCUAGUACCUCAGGGCAUUCAAAUAUCUCAAAUACUUUGUAAAUAUAUUUUUAUCAGAUCAGCACUGUCUGACUUUAGAAUCCAUGGCCUCAGUGUCAUUCUCAUGAAAUAAUUAUUUACAGUAGAUUUGUAAACUAGCUUUAGAGAUUUUGAUAGUCUAUGAUCAAAAUCAUCUGCAAGUCAUCUGCAGAUAUGUAUAUUCUGUGUAAAGCUAACUCAAGUCACAGACUAUGUGUUGGACAGUGUUAUAUACAGUAUGUUUAUGCUGUAUUGUAUAUGCAACAGCCUCUGAUCAGCCAAUGUCAUCUUGGUAUUUGCUGGAGUGCAACAUUGAGUUUAUUGUUGUAUUUGUCACAAGACUCUGACCUUGUGUUAACAAGAGGAUGUCUGUUUUUCUAUUGAAUAUUUUAACAACAGAAAAGUAAAUUUAAGUAUUCAAAUGCUCUGGGCCUAAAUGUGAAUAAGCUUAUUUGUCAGCACAUUUAGACAGGUGUGAUAGCUUUACCUUCUGUGUUAUCUUGUGGUAUUGCACCAUUGUUAUAGCUAUAACACAGUGUUUUGUUUUGUUUCCUGGCAGUUUUCAUUGUUUAAACAGCUUAAGCAUUCUUUUCUGAGGAUUGUUAAAUGCACAAACUUAUUAUACCACUUUUACUUCCAUG
Messenger RNA from Morone saxatilis (striped sea-bass), 3390 nucleotides. Its product is annotated as S-adenosylhomocysteine hydrolase-like protein 1. Gene Ontology annotation, biological process: L-methionine cycle. Lineage: Eukaryota; Metazoa; Chordata; Actinopteri; Moronidae. The record is from RefSeq and is a predicted model, not a curated record. Gene Ontology annotation, cellular component: cytosol.